AUGUUCGCUGGCUUGAAACAUUGUCAAAACAGUUUCAGGGUUGGGCUUAAUGCCACCCGCCAGUUUUCCAUGUUGAACAAGCCCCUCAUAACGACGAGCCUUUCGUCCAGUCCAAUUUCCAGAAUGCCCGUUCAGACUCCACAACCCUCCACCCUUUCACUUCUUCUGAACCUCAUCCAGAGAAGAUUCAAGUCCAGAGGUAACACAUACCAGCCAUCAACGCUCAAAAGAAAGAGAACUUUUGGGUUCUUGGCUCGCUUACGGUCGAGGGGCGGCAGAAAGAUCUUGCAAAGGAGAAAGGCCAAGGGCAGAUGGUUCUUGACCCACUAG
Molecule: messenger RNA, 330 nt
Organism: Candidozyma duobushaemuli
Lineage: Eukaryota; Fungi; Ascomycota; Pichiomycetes; Serinales; Metschnikowiaceae
Product: mitochondrial 54S ribosomal protein bL34m
Exons: 1
Coding region: 1-330 (109 amino acids)
Biological process (GO): translation
Cellular component (GO): ribosome; mitochondrial large ribosomal subunit
Molecular function (GO): structural constituent of ribosome
Source: RefSeq, a predicted model, not a curated record